AACGGUUCUCUAGCAAGACACAAGAUCGUUUUUUUUCUUCUUCUCGGACACACUGGUGCUGUUCGCGAGUCUCGGCACGACGAGAAACAAUGAAGAAAGAUGCUCUAAUCUCUGAUAGCGAGCUGAAGAUGAGAAGAGCGAGACUUUAGACAGAGCUUUUGAAUUCGGAGCGUUCGGCCGGAAAGGUUAUAAAUUCGACUCACGUUGCCUGAAGGACUGCUAUUGUUUGCUGAAGUGAAUGUUAGUAUUUGUCAAGUUCAUUCAGACGUUGCUCAACCCUGGACAUCAUGUCCUAAAAGACAUGAUUUCACCCGCUUCCUGGACUUCAUUGACCUGUCACGGAUUUUAGAGUCACACAGUUUUAUCGGCGACACACAAGGAAUCCUGGGAAACGUCGUCGGGCCGUGAUCUAAGAAAAAAAUUAGGAUCCUGGAAUAUCUAAGGAAGGUAGUGAUGGGAAACGCGGUCGGCGGUUUGGAACAGCCCGAGGGCACGGAGGACAGGGGGAACCCCACGCUGGGCACCAUCAAGAAGAAAACGGCGCCUCCCAAACUGCCCAUGCCUCCUGAGGACGAGCUGGAGGAGCGCUUCAACGUGGUGCUGAGCUCCAUGAACCUGCCUCCUGAUAAGAUGACACUUCUGAGUCAAUAUGAUAAUGAGAAAAAAUGGGAACUGGUCUGCGAUCAGGAGCGUUUCCAGGUGAAGAACCCUCCAUCUGCAUAUCUAAAUAAGAUCAAGAGCUUCUACCAGGACCAGGGAGGAGUGACACGCAGGUUUAAAAAGCGUAUUCAGGAGUCCACCCAGGUCCUGAGAGAGCUGGAGAUCUCCUUGAGGACCAAUCACAUUGGAUGGGCUCAGGAGUUUCUGAAUGAAGAGAACCAGGGUUUGGAUGUGCUGGUGGAUUAUCUGUCCUAUGCUCAGAGUGAUGCACAGUUUGAGGUGGAGUCAAUGGAGAAUGGAGGUUCUGUUUCAGACAACAGGAAGUUGUCUGAGAGAUCCAUGGAGGAUAUAACCAAAAACACCACAAUCUCAGCCACGCAAGGCAUGACCCGGGCUGCUCGUGCUUUCACCGUCCGUCUGUCGAAUCUGGCACAAGGCAGAAAAUCUCUGAGAACUCGUUUAAGCCAAAGAGAUGACGUCCAUGUUUGCAUUAUGUGUCUGCGAGCUAUUAUGAACUAUCAGUCUGGCUUCAACCUGGUGAUGAGCCACCCUCACUGUGUGAACGAAAUUACGCUCAGCCUGAACAACCGGAACCCCAGGACAAAAGCCCUUGUGUUGGAGCUGCUGGCUGCUGUGUGCCUGGUUAGAGGUGGACAUGACAUCAUCAUCUCAGCCUUUAACAACUUUAAGGAAGUGAGUGGAGAGAAGAACAGGUUUGAGAAGCUAAUGGAGUAUUUCAGCAGUGACGACAGCAACAUUGACUUCAUGGUGGCCUGUAUGCAGUUCAUAAACAUUGUGGUUCAUUCGGUGGAAAACAUGAACUUCCGUGUGCACCUUCAGUACGAAUUCACACAGCUUGGCCUCGAUCAGUAUUUAGAGUCUCUGAAGCUGACUGAGAGCGAGAAUUUACAGGUUCAGAUCCAGGCGUAUCUGGAUAACGUGUUUGAUGUAGGUGCUUUGCUCGAGGAUGCAGAGAACAAAGGAGGACUAGUAGAACAUUUGGAGGAGUUAGAGGAACUUAACUCUCAGCUGAGUGCUAAGCUACAGUUGUAUGAGAAUGGAGCAAUAGAGAAAGUGGCUGAACUCGAGCAGCAGCUCAUGCAGGUCACCAAAGAGGCAGCAAUACUGAAGGAGAGCUUGCGUGAGUCGUGCUCUCAGGUCAGCACCUUGCAGCAGCGUGAGCGCGAGAGAGAGAUCCAGAGAGAGCGAGAAAAGGAGCAGGAGCGGAUAUCUCAACCUUCUCAGCAAGUGAGAGAGAAGGGCAGAGACACUGAUGAGCAGAAGGACGAUCUGGAGGUGAAACUGAGAGAGCUACAGGACAAAGGAUUGGUGCGACUUGAGAGGACAGCUUCGGGAUCCCUGAACAUCGAGGUCAUCCCUGUGACGGUGGUGCAGACCGUCGUCACGGGCGUCACUGAACCAGACUCAGCACCUGCUCCUUCAGCAGCUCCGCCCCCUCCACCUCCACCUCCUCCACUACCUGGUGAAGAAAUUUCAACUGCCGCUUCUUUUGUGCCUCCACCCCCACCACCGCCUCCUCCUCUUCCAGGCUGUGAAAUUCCACCUCCACCACCUCCUCCUCCUCCUCCAGGUUGUGGAAUUCCACCUCCUCCCCCACCCCCUCCUGGGUGUGGCCCGCCUCCUCCUCCAGGAGCUCCUCCUGCCCCAGGGGCUGAAACAGUGAAAAGCAAGAAGACGAUCCAGACAAAGUUCCGCAUGCCGCAGCUCAACUGGCAGGCUCUAAAACCCAACCAGGUGGAAGGAACGGUGUUUAAAGAGCUGGAUGAUGAAAAAGUGUUACAGGAGUUUAACAUGGACAUCUUUGCGGAGCAGUUUAAGACGAAGGCUCAGGCUCCUCCAACUGAUAUCUCCAAGCUGAAGGUGAAGGCUCAAAAAUCUACCACUAAAGUUUCUCUUCUGGAGGCCAACAAGGCCAAGAACCUCGCCAUCACUCUGCGUAAAGCAGGCAUGAGUCCUGCUGAUAUCUGCACCGCCAUCCAGAAUUACGAUCAGCAGGCCCUCAGCCUGGACUUCCUAGAGCUCCUCGAGCGCUUUAUCCCGUCUGAUUAUGAGACGAAGCUGCUGCAGAACUAUGUGAAGGAGGGACGUCCCCUGGAGGACUUGUCCGAGGAGGACCGCUUUAUGAUGAGCUUCAGUAAAAUCCCUCGCCUCGCCCAGCGAAUCAGCACACUCACUUUCAUGGGCAACUUCUCCGACAUGGUCAAACGCCUGCAGCCGCAACUGAACUCCGUUAUCGCGGCCUCCAUUUCCCUGAAGUCCUCCACCAAGCUGAAGAAGAUCUUAGAGAUCAUCCUGGCUUUCGGGAACUACAUGAACAGCAGCAAGAGAGGAGCGGCUUACGGUUUCCGUUUGCAGAGUCUCGAUCUGCUGUUAGACACCAAGUCCACAGAUCGCUCUCAGACUCUGCUGCACUUCAUGGCUAACAUGGUGCAGGAGAAAUAUCCUGAGCUGGCCUCCUUCCACAGCGAGCUGCACUUCAUUGACAAGGCUGCUCUGGUGUCUCUGGAUGGCGUGCUGCAGGAUGUGCGCUCGUUAGAGAGAGGGAUGGAGGGAACCAAGAAGGAGUUCAUGGUGCAGGAUGACAUCACGGCACUCAAGGAGUUUGUUAAGGUCAACAGCGCACUGCUGGACUCGCUCGUCAAAGACGGCAAGACGGCACAGGAGGCGUAUCUUUCCGUAGUGGAGUAUUUCGGGGAGAACCCCAAGACCACCCAGCCCUCCAUGUUCUUCCCCCUGUUUGUCCGAUUCGUUAAAGCCUACAAGCAAGCGGAGCAGGAGAACAUGCAGAGGAAAAAGCAGCAGAUGGCAGCUGAAGAGCAGAUCACGCCCACGCCCAAAAAGCAAGACGGCACGCCGCAGAAGGGUCCCAUGAUGCCCAAGAUGCCUCAGAUGGAUCUGAUAGCGGAGCUGAAGAAGAGGCAGGUGAAGCCGCAGGUCACCGAUGGAGCCAUCGAAGGAAUCAUUACAGAAAUGAGAAAUUCUCCAUACCGGCGAACAGACGGUAGAAGACCGGCACAGCGGCAAGAAAACUAACCCCAGUGUUAUUCAUGUUCACACGAGGAAACCAGAACGUCCUCGGUGUUCAUCUAACCAGUGUUAUUAGUAUUAGGCUUAUUUUGUUACCAAAGACACAUACAUACAACAAAUCUUUAAAUAUCACCACACACAUAUGGUGCACUCAUAUUUACAAACAAAUUUACACACUAACAGAGACAUCACACACACACACACACACACACACACACACACACACACACACACACACUUUCUGAUUUAUGAUUUAAAAGUUUUUAACAGCUGUAUAUAAAUACUUAUGAACCAUUUUAUAUCAUCCACUGUGCCAUGUUCGAAUUUAAUAGUUAGUGUCUCUUGUUAUGUAAAAAUGAAAGUGUUUUUUAAAAAAAAAGAAAGAAAGAAAUAAAGAUCACGGUAACAGAACACAAACUCAGACAUGAAUGUCUAUUUUAAACCAUUGAAAAUGUAUGUUUAAUAAAAUCUUUUUGGUUUCAAA
Molecule: messenger RNA, 4192 nt
Organism: Silurus meridionalis
Lineage: Eukaryota; Metazoa; Chordata; Actinopteri; Siluriformes; Siluridae
Gene: fmnl1a
Product: formin-like 1a
Exons: 27
Coding region: 454-3714 (1086 amino acids)
Biological process (GO): regulation of cell shape; cell migration; cortical actin cytoskeleton organization
Cellular component (GO): cytosol
Molecular function (GO): small GTPase binding; actin filament binding
Source: RefSeq, a predicted model, not a curated record